This is a messenger RNA of Drosophila busckii, 3217 nucleotides long. It is a transcript of the gene btz, whose product is annotated as bromodomain-containing protein DDB_G0280777. NCBI's taxonomy places the organism in Eukaryota, Metazoa, Arthropoda, Insecta, Diptera, Drosophilidae. The transcript is spliced from 2 exons. Gene Ontology annotation, cellular component: exon-exon junction complex. Gene Ontology annotation, biological process: mRNA processing. The record is from RefSeq and is a predicted model, not a curated record. The coding region runs from base 122 to 2584 and encodes 820 amino acids. Gene Ontology annotation, molecular function: mRNA binding.
AGAAAAAGUAGUGAAAAUAAUAUAAUUCUGCAUAUAUGCUAACCAUUAUAUAUCCCAAAAAGAAUCUGAUCUACAAAAUAUUGAAAGGCACGAAAGCAAAAAAUCGAAGUAUCGUCUUGCCAUGGCUGAGGUUGAAAAAAUGACAGCGAGUGCUCCGAGUGACAUACCCAUCUCGUCACCGCACGAAGCUGAUACCGGCGCUGCUGCCAACAAUACAAUUGAGCUGGGAACUUCGCCAACACAGGAGCCAUCGAGCAAUUCACUCCCACACGAUUCGGAAUAUGAUACUGCCAGUGAUCUGGAGGGAGGUGAAGAUUAUGACGAUGACGAAAGCGGUAGUGGAAGCGAAGAUGAGACGGAGACUGAAAGCGAUGAUGAAGAAGAGGAUGGUGUCGGCAGCAGCGGUACUGUGAGUGGCAAUGGCAUGGAACGGGGCGUUGCUGACAGCGAGGCGCAAAAGAAAGUGGACGAAGACCGCAGCAAUCCACAGUAUAUACCAAAACGUGGCACCUUCUAUGAACACGACGACCGCACAGCUGAAGAAGGCGGUGCGGGCCCUGAGGCCGGCACUGAGAGCAGUCAAAUUAAUGUAGAGCCAAAUGGUGGGGAUGCACCAAAUGGAGUUCUUAACAUAGGUGCUGCAACGGUUGGACAAUCGCCAACUAUUUCUCAUGCCUCAAAAACGAUGAAAAAAUGGCAGGCAGCAUCGGGUGGCGAUCGUUGGUCCCAUGACCGUUUUGAAGCCAACGAACAAGCGCCUAAGUCACGCGCCGAACUGUUGCAGACUUACGGCUAUGACAUUCGUAAUGAAGAUGCAGCACCGCGAGCACGCCGUCGUCGGCGCUAUGGACGCGGACCCAGUAAAUACUCAAGAAACUGGGAGGAUGAGCAGGCUUAUCUGAAGGCGAGCAACAAGGAACGCAAGCCACCACGACCACAAGACUUCCCGGCGUUAAAUGAGCACGGCAGCAGCGGCUCGCGCAAGCUACGUCGCCCACGCACGUCCACAUCACGUGAGGAAAAGGAAAACCGCGGCGAACGUCGUGGCACUGCGAGCGGCAGCAAUAACGCAGCAAUAACCAUUAGCUCUGGCCUACCGCCAAAGCUUAAAGAGGCACUCGACCGCGAACGUGACCGCGAGCUUGAGCGCGAACGUGAGCGUGAACGAGAGCGGAUUCCGAGCGAGCGGGAUCGCGAUGGAAAGAAUCGUAACUAUGGACGUGCAAAUGGUGGCCAAGGCUCUAGUAGUCGCCAGAACGCCAUGGAUUUUAAGCAAAAAUCAAAUCGCGGGCCACAACGUGAGCAACGGGACUAUGGGGAGCGUGAGCAACGUCCUGAGCGGGAUUAUCAUCAAAAGUCAUCGGCAAACAGAUCAAAUGGUCCGCAAAAGCAACACAACCAUGAUGUGGGUAGAGACCAAGCGCAGCAUUCGCAUCAGCAGCAACGUCAGCUACCACAGGAGCAACAACAGCCGCAGCAGCAACAACAACAUCAACAAGCGACAACACAGCAAAAGCAACCACAGGCAACAAUAAUCACAUCUAAUCUUUCACAGCGCUUACAGCAGGUGCAACAACGUAACGAUCCUAGUCAUGUGGGCAGCGUACAGAUGCACUCGCUUGCCGCGCAGAAUCAACAGCAGCAGCAACAGCAGUUGCAUCUGCAACAACAACAGCAACCGCCACAGGAGCAGCGCAACGGACCCAAGCGUUACUCCAGCUUGCGACGCACACAGCACGAAGCUACGCAAACACAACAGCACCUAGCAGAGCAGCAGCAACAACAGCAACAAUUGCAACAACAAUUGCAGCUGCAACAGCAACAACAACAGCAGCCGCCGCCGCCGCCACAACAGAUUAUAAUGCAAGAUCCACACGUGCUCAUGCAAAUUGCCUAUCAGCAGCAGGAGUUGCAAGCUCAACUGCAGAAUUUACAGCUCGCUGGUACGGCAGCAACAGCAGCUCCACCACAAGCCAAACCACAUGCACCCACAGCGGCAGCUUAUCCACAGGUGCAAGCGGCGCCUUAUUAUGUAACUCCAGGCGAGCCGGUGCCAGUGCCCGUGCCCGUAUCCGUCUCAGUGCCAGUGGCACAAACAUCAUAUGUGAAUCCAGCUAGUGCCGGCUAUUUGCCACCGACGCCAGCAGCUGUAGCCUAUGCCCAGGCGCAGUCACCGCAGCCAGCACCAGCGGCGCCGCAGCCAACUACACAAGCCGCCCAGGCGCCGCCGCCGUCCAUUAACUAUCACCAGAACUACAAUACGGUUGGCGGCACCACAUACUUUGUGCCACCGGUUCAGGCACCCACCAGACCAGCUGUGCUGCCACAGCGUCGCCCAACAAACGCGAUACCUAUACUGCCGCCCUCUGAGAAGCAUAAGACGCGUAAUGCCAAUUCAAAGGCCGACUCGGAGCCACCCAGCGGCAGUGCGGACAACAUUGAUCAUAUUAUUGAUAACAUGUUUGUGCAGCGUCCGGCCUUUCAGCCGCCUGGUGAGCCAACCGAGGAUGUGGCCGGUGCUCAGAAUACAGCUGUAGUAGCUGAUCUGAAUCAUCAAGCGGUCGCAGUGCCUGGGCAGGAAUGAGUGCAGCUUUAUGCCAACGCCCGCCAGCAGCUACAGCAACAACAACAACAUGGACGCUAUCCCAUGUCUAGUGGCUACGCUAUGCUGCCGUCGCACGUUGGCUACUAUCACGCUCACUAAAGCGCUCACUCACUCACUUCAGCCGUUUCUUUAUCAAUCGAGGAGAGUCUGUGACUUUUCUCUGCAAAUCUUUUAUUUUUAUUCAUUUUGUAUCCAUGGCUUGUUGCGCACAUGGAGCUUUAAGCCGUAGUUACCACAACUGUAAUUAGCAGUAUGUAAUCGAACUUUUUAACAAAUACUCCACACAGAGUUCAGCAUAAACUAUAACUCUCUAUCUAAUAUAUAUAAACAAGUACGUACUUUAGUAAUAGAGCAAACAAGCGAGCAGCUCGAUCAGCUUAGUAUCCGAUGUGACGUGAAGUUAAUUGAAAUCGCAGCCUAAACUUGAUGGCGCUUAUCAAAGUAUAUAGAAUUGUAUAGCAUUUUGAAACUGAUUGAUUAAUCGUGAAUUGUAAUUAAUUAAUUUGACAUUGAAUUUAAAUAAAUCGUUAUAACGCUACAAAAGUGUGUUGGUAUAUUCAUUCUUAAACUGAUAUACGACGUUAAAUUAUGAAACUAUGAAAGAGUUUAUAA